Molecule: messenger RNA, 4469 nt
Organism: Dermacentor albipictus
Lineage: Eukaryota; Metazoa; Arthropoda; Arachnida; Ixodida; Ixodidae
Biological process (GO): smoothened signaling pathway; centrosome duplication; mitotic spindle organization
Cellular component (GO): centrosome; centriole
Source: RefSeq, a predicted model, not a curated record
GAUUCGGCCGCGAGGAGGACGUCGCCUUCACUGUUGUAGAGCUGCUGAGCGAGCUGGGGCAGACAACGGCGGAAUUCGGCCGUGGCUCUGCACUUCUUCGCCACCGGGAACUAGGGGCGGGUGACACGUCCUGACUGCAUCGACGAUUGUGCGUUGCCCUCGCCCAUUCGUUUCAAAACGGUAUCGGACCCUAUUGACACCUAAUGCGUUCAUUUGAUGGAACAUUCCACCAACAAGCGUAGCAACGCAAAUGGCGACUACUCGUCGUUCCUGUGGAACCAGCUGGUAUCCGGGGCGCCUGUCGUGCUCGGUCUUGAUGCCUACAGGCCACCCACUGUCAGGAUUAGAGACCAGGUGUUGAAUGCUGCUUUUCGGACGGCAUUAGAGAAGCGCACAGAGCAGUCUGUUCUUUCAUCGUUGGCUGGUACCGUGCAAUCUUCCACUGAAAGCGAUGGCGUUGUCAUCAUACUGGAUCAAGUGCCAGGCUGCGCAUCAUCCCCAUUGCGCCCUAAUGUCAUCCAGGUGCCCUGCAAGUUCGACAAGGUUACCCCGGGAAGUGGCACCACUAGUACAAGCAAGGAAGAAUGGUUGUCUAAGUUGACGACCUUUGAGGAUGCCUGGGACUAUGCAUCGUUGGAGUGUGGGCUGGGCUUCAGCCUGGCUGUCAUUGUCGACUUGGCAGCCCGUGUCAAGGGGCCCUCUUGUGACCUGACUGUGACUGCAGUCACCCCACUGCUGCCAUUGCGCCUGGUGCCACUGUUCCCGAUUCCAGUGCUGAGGAGCGGCGUCCAGGAUACACUGUCCUCGCCGCAUGCUGCAGCACUACCUGACUUUGGGUUCGUCACCUUGUGCGGGGACCACCUUUGCUUUCACUUCAAGCAUCAGAUUGAGGAUGGUGGCUUCAACUUUAUUGGAGUAUGGAUAAGUGGCGUGGCAUCAGUUGAGCAUCCCUUUAUUUGGCUUGUUUGUGCCCAGUUUGCCACAAGCCAGAGACUAGCUUCAAGGCCCAAGGACAUAUUUGUAGUGUGCAUCCUGUCAAGGCAAGCAGCAGCAGCAGUAGACCCUGGGAAAGUACCUGAGGAUGUGCUGUUCUACAAUUGCCUUUGCCAGAGUCAUGCAAACCUUCGCUUCCAGCUAUGGCAGGGAGCGGCCACCACCUCUGUUGCCAGGGUGCCAUCGGCUUCAAAUAAAACAAUUAACAUAACCCUUGAAAAAAUACUUUCUGGAGGUGCAGCUGAGACCUUUCACUCUGCCCUGAAGGAACUUGUGAAAACCCGCACGCCACUGGUGGCCACCCCGGAGCAGAGCAGCACUUCCGUCACUCAGGACUCGUGGGUUCCCACACCGCAGCCUACAAGAAACCAGAACUUCAAUGUGGCUCCAACAGUGCCCGACGUGUCUGACUUAUCAGUGGGCUUAUCGGUGCACUCGAGAUCAGGAAACAUGUCGUAUGGAACACAUGCUGUGACUUGCGAUCCAAGGACAGGUGUCUUGAACGUUGGUUCGCUAGGAGGGUGCUUUGCUCAGUCAUCCGAUGCUGCACAGAACAGUCGGAAUCCUGUAACACCAGCUCAAGGUGGACCAACAACUCCUUUACAAAGCCAUCGUGUUCACGAUUACAAUGUUGCUGUCGCAGAUGCCCAUUUCCGACUGACCCAGCAACAACAUUGUGCACCUCCAGCUUCUGCGACUGAGCAACACCUGGGAGCAGAAUCAGUGCCUGUUGGUGUCUACGAGCUGAUCAGGCGCCAGGACGAGCAGUUGCUGGACCUCAGACUGCAGAUACAACGCCUCCUAUCUCCUGCACAAGAACAAAAUCAAUCAGGGCCACCGGCCUUGUCUCUCCAACCACUGGCUGGUGGGACUGGUAAAACAAAUGUGGAGAAACUGACUUGUAAUGCAGCCACCAUGACAGAAGCCAGCACACAGCUAGUGCACCGAUCUGUUCAAACAGAGAAGACCACAACUGAAGAGUCCUCUGCUGAAAAGGGCUGCACUUUUUGUGGCCGUCGCAAGCAAGGACUGCCUGCAUCAGAAAUCCCGGAGCGUGACACUGAUUACACCAUCUUUUUUCCUGAAAAGUCCCCUCACUUGGCGCAAAAGCUUUCGCAGAAGCCUGGCCCAAGAACAGCACCGAACUUGACUCACAGAGAUACUGCCCGGCAGCCCCCAAGGCCUGCCUUUGCACACAGCAAGACUUCAGAUCUGCUUGUCACACCCACUGUUUCCUUCAGUGAUGAUCUCUCUCUGCUGCCUGGCAGGUUGGAGAGAAGGGGUGUUUCCCAGGGAGUAAUGCCGACGUCCUCUGCCGGGACGUUCAUCCACCCGCGGCUGCAGUACGAAGAGGAGUCGCGGGUGAGCGGUCAGCGACGUGACGAGCUGAGCUUUCAGGUGGACCGCAUUGCGCACAAGUACUGCCCAGAAGGGGCUGGCCUGUCAGCAUCCCCGUUGGCCAAAGGCGGAGUGCCGCUUUCGCAAGAUGCGCAGGCCUAUCUGCGCAACUAUGGACUCGACUCCCGUAGAGCACGGGAGGACACUGCCGGAAGAGUGGACAGCAUGGAGCACAUACUGGACAUUAGCGCUCUCAGGAGACUGCCCAAACUGCUCUGACCUCCGAGAUCGGUGGUUUGUCAAAGCGACACAGGCACACAUGACCAGGCAUGGCUAUGUGUGGGCCUCCUAGGACUCCAAAGAGUGAGAGACCUUGCAAGUUAGUUCCUUGCAUCCGGUGCAAUGUAAAUGUCGCAGUCACAGCAUGCAUGCGUAGAUGAGUCAGUUGUGCAACCAUCUGGCACAGCAGCUUUAGUCUCACUACGCGUCUGCUACAGGAAUUCGCCAUGGCUCCUCAAUUAAGGUGGGGUGAGACUUUGAAAAUGAGUUUCAUAAGUUGGCUGUACAGCAGUGGUAAUAAAAGUUAUGCCUAUACAAUUUGCAAGGAAUCUUAAAGAUAGACAUACUUUGCAUUAGAGCUCAAGAUGUUAAAGAUAGGCGCGGCUUGCAUUAACCUCAAGAUUAGUUGGAAAUUUAAUUUAGUAUUUUUCAUUUUAGUUUACUUUUUCUGUAUAUGUACUUUUUUCUUAGAUCUACUUUUCGCAGAGUAUUGCAAUUUUGUACAAAAGUAGCAACCAACACUUCACAGAAGUGGAACUAAAAUUAUGCAUGUAUAACAAAAACUAGAUUUGUUAUGUUUUUUUUUUCUUUUUUUUACUUUUGUUAAUGCAUGAAUAUUGCCACUUAUGAAUGUUUUUUUUUUUAAUUCCUAUGCUGUAGUCUUUUGAAGUGUCAGCAUUGCUAUACCCUUUCUCUUUGUUUCUUCGGUCCUUUCUUUCCUGUUUCGCUUCAGAUCUCAGUUUGAAAUCACUUAUUUGGACCCGUCGUCUGUCUAUAGAUGUUAGUGUUGACACACAGAGAGGUUCAGGGCUGGCUCCCAAAUGUUUCAACACACUUUCUCGUGCUACAUUUCAAUAUACAGUACCAAUUGCCAUAAAAUUUCUGUUUUGCCAUUAGUCGUCGACUUCUUCCCAUUGUGAGUACAUCUACAGCACAGGUGAACAGCGUCAAAGCUUCAUGUGCAACCAUAAACAAAUGUUUGGUUCAAAACAGAAGAGCAACGUGAGCAGCCCUAGUGGCUGAAAAAUGUACUGCACACAAGACAAAAUUCCAAACUUCAGAGUAUUGACUUUCUGCAAAUAUCCGAAAUGAAGAGACCAUGUCGAGGUACACUAGCUUUUCUUGUGAACACGUCAAAGAAAGGGGAAGAAAAAGAAAAUUUUUGAAACCGCAAAUACCCAAGUGUGAUAUAUUUUCUGAAACAUAAAGAAAUUCUCUAUCAAAUAAUUGCAAAAUCUCGAAAUCGAAUUUUUUGACCAAACAAAGUCUCGCCCCGCCUUAAGACGUAGCUGACUAUGGCAACAACAGCUGCUUGAAAGUCUGGAGCAUUGGGCACUCGAAGAACAGAUGGUUAGUGCCAUUCUUCCUGUUUGCGCUGAUGUGACACAUUUUUGCGUUCAAGCUGUGCCUCUUGAGUUCACUUGCAAAAUGCGACUCUAGCAUGUGCACCACCUUUCACGGCCUUCGGCUAGUUCCAACAACGUAGAUCUCUGCAUCCCUAGCUGCGGUAUUGGUGCUGCUUGUGUCUUCAAGUGCCUUGUUCUACUUGAGUGCUAAAGCUUUUGGAACGUUGAAUUUCACUUUAUCUGCAUGCGGUGCUGUAGUCGCUCGGGCAAGUGUCUGCUGCACCAUGCAAUUCUAGCAGGCAUUUAAUAGUGAAGAACUUUCCCAUCGCUGCUUCUAAAACUUUCGCAUUCAGGUUUCCUCUUGUGUUUGCAUGUUUUCUGCACAUCCACAGCAAUGCAGUCAAUCAUGUGCCAGAUAGCCAGACGUUCAGUUUAGUGCCUGCAUUUGAAUAGAUAUGAAGUUAAUGUAUUUUGGAAAAAGGAAAAUGAUAAUAAAUAGACAAUUCUGCCUUA